UUCCGGGUCCCGGUCCAGAUUUGUCAGCCUGUGCAUGGCGUGGUUGACAGAGAGCUGACGAUUCAGUCAGGGAACUCGGCUGGAAACGCUCGAACCAAGGCCACCAGAGAAGCCCCGCGGACAGAAGAGAGAAUCCGCGUGUCGCCAGGCCGUGUCCCCCGCUGUCUGCGCUCCACUCACUCCGGUCAUCGCCUCGGCGGUCCACGGCGCUACGUGAAAAAAAAUGGCGGAUCUUCCCCAAGAGAAGAGUCUGGACGACUUCUUUGCCAAGCGGGACAAAAAGAAGAAGAAAGAAAAGGGCAAGGGUUCGAAAGAGUCCGCCGUCGCCCCGACAGGCCCCGCGGCUGCCGCGGUGAAGAAGCCCAAGAAGGAGAAGGAGAAGUCGGCCAAGAGCGACAGCCAGGACGCCCAGCUGGAGAAGGAUGAGGAGUGGAAGGACUUUGAGCAGAAGGAGGUGGACUACAGUGGCCUUCGUCUCCAGGCUCUGCAGAUCAGUGAUGAGAAGGAGGAGGAAGAGUAUGAGAAGGAAGAGGUGGGGGAGGAUGGGGAGAUCAUCCUGGUCAGUGGGGACAAGGUGUCGGGUCCCUGGAACAAGUCCGGUGGCAGCGCUCCGCCCUCUGCUGCCCCUGUUGAGGAAGUCGAGGUUCCUGAGGUGAAGCCCGCCGGCGUGUACCGCCCUCCGGGGGCCCGGCUGACCACAGCCAAGCGGCAGAAUCAGGGGCCGCCAGAGAUCUUCAGCGACGCACAGUUCCCCUCCCUGCUGUCCACCGCCAAGCACGUAGAGACACGGAAGGACCGAGAGAUGGAGAAGACCUUCGAGGUGGUGAAACACAAGACCCGCGGCCGUGAGGAAAACAGCGGCGCAUCGAUGCAGCACCUGCAGCUGGACAACCAGUUCGCCAUCCUCGGGGACAAGUAAGAGCGACUGCCCGCCGGCCCCUCAGGCCCGGUCCUUCCAGCCACGGUGAGGGAAGCUGGACUCCUGCUGAGCCUCUGUUAGCGCACACACACACACACGCACACACACACACACACACACACGCUCACUUUAGAUGGUUCAGAACUGGGGUCGGCAGCAGGGAAGGACGGCACCUGGGGGCACUGUGGACGAGGACGUGGCGACAUGAACUCAAACUCGGCAGCGACGCCUGGUUCUCCUCUGGAUCAUCAAACCACCAAACCACUUUUGUUGCUGCGACUCCGAGCCUCCGAGUACUGAAGCCACGAAACACGACUUGAUUUUCUGCAACAACGCAGAGGCCUGAUCGCACCCGCGUUUGAGGUGUUUUGACUUCUGAGUUGUGGCUUCAGGAGCAGAGAGACAUGGACCUGGAGUGACCUCCAACCCUGCCCCGCCGGGCCUCUGCUGACAAACUGAUGUUUUCCUUCAUAGUGAUGAUGAUGAUGAUGGUGGACAGGCUGUGAUCCUCGGUUCGAAUCCUAAAGUGGCCUUACUGAUGGAACGCGCUUUGUCAUCUGAAGAGAACUCUAGUGGUCUUUCAGGGCUGCUUCUGGGUCUCACAACAAACUUCUGUCAGGAAUGUAGUGCCGUUGCCGUCGACUAACCCUCUCCAGUGUGCUGACCUCCACUCUCCCCCAGAGGAUGAUGCCGUUCAAUACAACUAUGGUUUGACAGUUUGAACUCAGCGUCGCUCGCUGGACAGUAGCAGAAACGCUGUGGACAGAGCCGCCGAGAGGAGCGAAGGAGAUCCGUCUGGGUCGAACCCUCGCCGCGAUGCAACCUGGAUGUUUGUCAUGAACAGAGAAGAGCCUAACGAUAAAUAAAGUGAUCUUUGUCAACCACCGC
Molecule: messenger RNA, 1807 nt
Organism: Synchiropus splendidus (mandarinfish)
Lineage: Eukaryota; Metazoa; Chordata; Actinopteri; Syngnathiformes; Callionymidae
Gene: cdv3
Product: carnitine deficiency-associated gene expressed in ventricle 3
Exons: 5
Coding region: 224-919 (231 amino acids)
Cellular component (GO): cytoplasm
Source: RefSeq, a predicted model, not a curated record